AUUGUUGGGGGGUGCGCGCGCUCGUUUCCAUGUCAUUGGCGGCCAGCGCCGGCUGCGAGGGGGACGGAGGGAAAAGCAUUGUCUGUCCCGGGAAAGAGAAGGGAGUCGUUCGCGAGUUGUUUUUUCUUCUUCACUGUGGCUUCCAAGGCAUCGGAAGAGCUGUGGUGAGAUCAGGAGGUGACAACAAAAAUGCAUCGAUUAAGGACUUGUGCUGCUAAGCUGAGGCCAUUGACAGCCUCUCAGACUGCUAAAAAAUUAUCACACAAUGGGCCAGCAGUGUCUAGGACGUUUCAGCAAGGCCGCUUCUAUACGGCGCCUGUGGCAGCUGAGCCCUUUCUGAGUGGGACUAGUUCGAACUAUGUUGAGGAAAUGUACUUUGCGUGGCUUGAAAACCCACAGAGUGUUCAUAAGUCUUGGGAUGUGUUCUUCCGAAAUGCCAACGCGGGAGCACCACCGGGCACAGCUUACCAAAGUCCUCCGCCGUUGGGUACCAGCAUGGCUUCUCUGUCCAGCGCCCAGUCCGUGAUGGUGGCUCAGCCCAAUGUGGACAAGUUGGUGGAGGAUCACCUGGCAGUGCAGUCGCUCAUCAGAGCUUACCAGAUACGGGGACAUCAUGUUGCGCAGCUCGACCCUCUAGGAAUCCUGGAUGCGGACUUGGAUUCGUCCCUUCCAGCUAACCUAGUCACCAGCUCAAACGGACUUGACAUCGCAGUCUGCAAGGAGCGUCUGAAAAGGUUAACAGUAGGAGCAUUUUACGGCCUGGACGAGUCAGACCUGGACAAAGUCUUCCACUUGCCAACCACCACCUUCAUCGGUGGCAACGAAACUGCCCUUCCUCUCCGGGAGAUCAUUCGGAGGAUGGAGAUGUCUUACUGCCAGCACAUUGGAGUUGAGUUCAUGUUCAUCAACGACCUGGAGCAGUGUCAAUGGAUCAGGCAGAAGUUUGAGACCCCGAGCGCCAUGCAGUUCACGAAUGAAGAGAAACGCACCCUUUUGGCCAGGCUUGUCCGCUCCACCAGGUUUGAGGAGUUUCUGCAGAGGAAGUGGUCAUCUGAGAAGCGCUUUGGUCUGGAAGGCUGUGAGGUGCUGAUCCCAGCACUGAAGACCAUCAUCGACAAGUCGAGUGAGAAUGGCGUGGACAAUGUUAUCAUGGGCAUGCCUCACAGGGGCCGUCUGAACGUGCUGGCUAAUGUCAUCAGGAAGGAACUGGAGCAGAUAUUUUGUCAGUUCGACUCAAAGUUGGAAGCUGCGGAUGAGGGCACCGGUGAUGUGAAAUACCAUCUAGGGAUGUACCACCGGCGUAUUAAUCGUGUAACAAACCGGAACAUCACUCUCUCUCUGGUGGCGAACCCCUCUCACUUGGAGGCCGUCGACCCUGUCGUACAAGGCAAGACCAAAGCCGAACAGUUUUACCUUAGUGACACUGAAGGCAAGAAGGUCAUGUCCAUUCUUUUGCACGGCGAUGCUGCGUUUGCGGGACAGGGAAUAGUCUACGAAACCUUCCAUCUCAGUGACCUGCCUUCAUACACCACCCACGGGACAAUCCACGUGGUGGUCAAUAACCAGAUCGGGUUCACGACCGAUCCCCGGGUGGCCCGCUCCUCUCCAUACCCGACGGACGUGGCCCGCGUUGUCAAUGCCCCCAUCUUCCAUGUGAAUGGCGAUGAUCCCGAGGCGGUGAUGUAUGUGUGUAACGUGGCUGCAGAGUGGAGGAGCACUUUCCACAAGGAUGUGGUGGUGGAUUUGGUCUGUUAUCGACGCAAUGGCCACAACGAGAUGGACGAGCCAAUGUUCACGCAGCCCCUGAUGUACAAGCAGAUCAAGAAACAGAAGGCCGUGCUGAAGAAGUACGCAGAGAAGCUCAUCGUUGAGGGAGUGGUGACUCAACAAGAGUUUGAGGCUGAAAUGUCCAAGUACGACAAGAUCUGCGAGGAGGCCUACGCCCGAUCCAAGGAUGAGAAAAUCAUGCAUAUUAAGCACUGGCUCGACUCGCCAUGGCCUGGUUUCUUCACCCUCGACGGGCAGCCGAAAAGCAUGAAGUGCCCCUCUACGGGUCUGAGCGAGGAGACGCUGGCACAUAUCGGGAACGUGGCCAGCUCCGUACCAGUCGAGGACUUCACCAUUCACGGAGGUUUAACCCGUAUCUUAAAAGGCCGUGGCGAGAUGGUGAAAAACCGCACUGUGGACUGGGCCUUGGCUGAGUACAUGGCCAUUGGGUCCUUGCUGAAGGAAGGUAUUCAUAUCCGCUUGAGUGGGCAAGACGUGGAGAGAGGAACUUUCAGUCAUCGGCAUCACGUGCUGCACGACCAAAACGUAGAUAAGAAGACUUGUAUUCCUAUGAACCAUCUCUGGCCAAACCAGGCUCCGUACACCGUGUGUAACAGCUCGCUCUCUGAAUACGGCGUGCUGGGUUUCGAGCUGGGGUUUGCGAUGGCUAGCCCCAACACACUGGUCCUGUGGGAGGCCCAGUUCGGAGAUUUCCACAACACCGCCCAGUGCAUCAUUGACCAGUUCAUCAGUCCAGGCCAGGCCAAGUGGGUCCGGCAGAAUGGGAUUGUCCUGCUGCUUCCUCACGGCAUGGAAGGAAUGGGGCCCGAGCACUCGUCCGCAAGGCCGGAGCGCUUCCUGCAGAUGUGCAACGACGAUCCCGACGUAGUGCCGAAAAUGAUGGAAGACUUUGCAGUGCAGCAGCUGUACGAUGCCAACUGGAUCGUGGUGAAUUGCUCCACUCCCGCCAACUACUUCCACGUGCUGAGGAGACAGAUACUGCUACCUUUCCGCAAGCCGCUCAUUAUCUUCACCCCCAAAUCAUUGCUGCGUCAUCCUGAUGCGAAAUCCAGCUUUGAUAUGAUGCUGCCAGGUACAGAAUUCCUGCGUGGAAUUGUGGAGGAUGGGUCUGCUGCUGAGAAACCAAAGGAAGUUAAAAGACUGCUGUUUUGUACUGGUAAAGUAUAUUACGAGCUGGCAAAAGAACGCAAGAACAAGAACCUGGAAGCUGAGGUUGCAAUCACCAGAUUAGAGCAGCUCUCUCCCUUCCCGUUUGAUGUCGUGGAGAAAGAGGCCAAGAAGUACUCUAAUGCCGAGCUGGUCUGGUGCCAGGAGGAGCACAAGAACCAGGGCUACUACGAAUACGUGAAGCCGCGCAUCCGCGCCACCACUCGCCGUGAGCGCCCGGUCUGGUACGUCGGGCGUGAGCCGGCCUCUGCCCCAGCGACGGGCAAUAAGAACACCCACCUGCAGGAACUGAAGCGAUUUCUGGAGACCAGCUUCAACCUGGAGGCCUUUAGCAACCUCAACAACUAGGACCCAGACUCUGACUCGCUUCGACACCUUAAACCUCCAUCUUCCGUCCUCACUCUUAGGGACUAUGCCGUGCAUGCUACUGAGAUCUAAUUCCCACAACUUGGUGACAGGCUUGUAUCUGCAGCAUUUAUUUCAGAUAGGGGAAAAAACAAAAACUCGAUUCAAUACAGGAAUUAUGAAGCGGGGGAGAAAAGCCGCGUAAAACAGCCCACUGACGUGCUUUACGUUUCACCCCACUCUCCUUUUCAAACAUAUUGUUUAGUUGAACUGAGCAGUUGAAGUAACAAAGGUGUGGUUUGUACAUUUUGUGAAUAAGGAAUUUUUCUAUUUCUGAACUAGCCGUGGGCUGAACUCCCAGUCGAUGGCUGGAUCAUGUUCUGAUUUUAGCUCCUCCUGCCCCCACCGAACACUCCCCGCUCCCUCCUCCUCUCUUUCUCUCCCUCCUCUGCUACCAUGAGUUCUGCCCAAGAUUUGAAGCAAUUUGGGAGAAGGCAUUGCACUUUCAGCGUGUGCCAAAAUCAAAGACUACACUGUAUCCCUCACCUGUGUGUGGAAGAACUUUCUCUCAACAACCACUUCUUGCAGUUGCGCAGUAGGAAAAGCUGAGUUUAUUUAUUUUGGUACAAAUAAAAAAAAAGUUUUCAACUGAAUAUAGCUUCAUCAAUAAAGAGACAUUUUCCUCGUGCAA
Molecule: messenger RNA, 3991 nt
Organism: Rhincodon typus (whale shark)
Lineage: Eukaryota; Metazoa; Chordata; Chondrichthyes; Orectolobiformes; Rhincodontidae
Product: 2-oxoglutarate dehydrogenase complex component E1
Exons: 24
Coding region: 190-3303 (1037 amino acids)
Biological process (GO): tricarboxylic acid cycle
Cellular component (GO): oxoglutarate dehydrogenase complex; mitochondrion
Molecular function (GO): oxoglutarate dehydrogenase (succinyl-transferring) activity; thiamine pyrophosphate binding
Source: RefSeq, a predicted model, not a curated record